Messenger RNA from Betta splendens (Siamese fighting fish), 1703 nucleotides. RefSeq lists its product as uncharacterized. The transcript is spliced from 9 exons. The coding region runs from base 107 to 1180 and encodes 357 amino acids. NCBI's taxonomy places the organism in Eukaryota, Metazoa, Chordata, Actinopteri, Anabantiformes, Osphronemidae. The record is from RefSeq and is a predicted model, not a curated record.
UGUUUCCACCCGGACUGCCCUUUGGCUGGAACCACUCAGUGCUCUGUACGCCUGAAAGUGGAAACCCAUUUUUUAUUUUCCUCUACUUAAAUUACAUUUAUGAACUAUGUCUACUUUUCCAUAUUCAGUGACUUUAACCUCCAAGCGGCUGUUGCGCUGUAAGCGUCCCGUGAAAUGCGCCACUUCACGUUUUGACGCUAACGUUUUGCGCUGUGUUUCGUCGGCGGAGCUGUCCUCUGUAAACAACGGGAGCGUCUCCAGACGUUACACGCGUUAUGCCAGGAAAGAACCGGUCCGGAUCGGCUGUGCCUCUGGGUUCUGGGGGGACACGGCGACCUCUGUGCCUCAGCUGAUCCACAGCGGGAGGCUCGACUUCCUGGUGUUUGACUUCCUCAGCGAGAUCACGAUGUCUCUGCUCACAGCAGCCAAAGCCAAAGCGCCCAACCUGGGAUACGCUCCAGACUUUGUGCACGUUGCUCUGGCUCCGUUCAUCAACGACAUCCACAGAAAAGGCAUCCGUGUUGUGAGUAACGCAGGAGGCGUGAAUCCUCUGGCGUGCGCUGAGGCCGUGCAGGAAGUCAUCAGAAAGGCGGGUCUGGACCUCAGGGUUGCUGUGGUGACCGGCGAUGACCUCAUGCCACACAGAAGCAGCCUGUCUGAGGUGAGGGCGGAGGACGGCGGCAGGCGGCAGCUGCCGCACGGCCUUCACAGUAUGAACGCCUACCUGGGGGCCGGGCCCAUUCGUCGCUGUCUGGACCUCGGGGCAGAUAUCGUGGUAACGGGUCGAUGUGUGGACAGCGCGGUGGCGCUGGCGCCGCUCAUGCACAGUUUUGGAUGGGGGACGGACGAGUACGACCUCCUGGCGUGUGGGAGUCUCGCCGGUCACCUCAUCGAGUGUGGAGCUCAGAGCACUGGUGGGAUCUUCACCGACUGGCACAAAGUUCCUGACUGGGACAACAUGGGCUUCCCGGUGGUGGAGUGCUGCAGUGACGGCUCCUUCGUUCUGUCCAAACCGCCCAGAACCGGCGGCCUGGUCUCCUUCGGCUCGGUGGCCGAGCAGCUGGUGUACGAGAUCGGGGACCCGCGGCGCUACCUGCUGCCUGACGUCACGUGUGACUUCAGCCAGGUGGUCAUCAGGGAGAUACCAGGUGCCGCUCACACACUCGCACGGAGGCCGUGACCACUGGCUGAACCGUGCUGUUUUCACAACCCUAAACAGUCCUCUGGGAGCUUCACACAAGGCUCGCUUUGACCCGGACUCAACCCUUCAACCACAGCUGAACUUCCAAUAAGCUCUUUAUCUCUCAUAAACCCAAACAUGUCUCCAUCAACUGGGCUUGAACCCGUCUAGAGCCGAGCUGCAGCAUCUAGAACCUCCCCCGGGUCCUGAACUCCUUCUGAUAAACCAUGUUUUCCUUCCUUUUGGUAAUUGAUCCAAUGCAUUUAGUUCCAUUGAUGAUGUUUCUAAACCGUGUAUGAGGUCAGCCCUCAACAGAACAUGAUACAACUCACGCAGCUCCUCUGUUCCCAGUGUGACUCAGUGCUCUAUCAUCAUCUAUCUCAGUCUGCAGCCGGUUGAAAACAGCGUUUACAUAUUUUGCACCAACCAUGUUUGGUCCUCCUCAGACUCACGGCGUAUAAUUACUGAUUAUAUAAUCAGGAAUCAAACCCAGCACACGUAGAAGCACACACUCCUUUGACUG